Nematocida major is the source of this 1965-nucleotide messenger RNA. RefSeq names its product ATP-dependent RNA helicase DHX8/PRP22. Gene Ontology annotation, molecular function: ATP binding; RNA binding. The transcript has a single exon. Lineage: Eukaryota; Fungi; Microsporidia. Bases 1 to 1965 code for a protein of 654 amino acids. Gene Ontology annotation, cellular component: intracellular anatomical structure. The record is from RefSeq and is a predicted model, not a curated record.
AUGUUAACAGAAAGCACGCGGCAGGAAAUACUCGGAAAUCUGCGCUUGGGAGGCGUCUUGAUCAUUGUUGGGGAGACUGGCUCUGGAAAAUCAACGGAAAUUCCCCAGAUAGUUGCAGAGCACACUUCUGAGCGCGUCGUAGUUACGCAGCCCAGGAGGGUAGCGGCUAUUUCCGUGUGCGAAUUUGUCAAGAAAACUUCCACGCGCAUAAAGAGCGAGGAAAUAGCGUAUAAAGUGCGAUUCCGUGAUACCACGUCGGAGAACACUGUGCUCAUGUACUGCACGGAUGGUAUUCUGCUGAACCUCCUGGAGGAUGGAUCCUGCCCUAAAAAUGUCAUUUUAGACGAGGUCCACGAGCGAUCUGUGCGCACGGACGUUCUCCUGGGCCUUCUAAAGAGGCGAAUACGAAGGACUCGCCUGGUUUUAAUGAGUGCAACUGCAGAUGUGGCCUCUUUGAAGGCGUACUUUUUGGGCGGAAACAUCCCCGUCCACGUAUGCACGAUACCCUCCAGAAAGCACAAUGUGGAGAUAAAGUACCUCCUGAAGGGGGCUUCCGACUACAUACAGGCAGCGCACGAGACUGUUUGCAAAAUCGUGAAAGAUGCAAAAAAAAGAAGAAAAAGGGCAGGCACAGACUCUUCCCCGGAGAACGAGGAAAAGGCAAGAAAAAAGUCGGGGGAAAUGGACGAGGUAGACUGCAUAUUUUCGAAAGUUGAGAGCCUCCCAAAAAAUCGCGACAUUUUCACCUCCGGGAGUAUCCUCGUGUUUGUCUCCGGGCUGGAGGAUAUUGAAGAACUGUUCCACAUGCUGCAGGCACUCCCGGGAGUUGAAGUCCUAAAGCUGCACUCCUCCCUCCCGGACGCCCAGCAGAAGCUCGUCUUUUCCAGGCGGGAGAAGCCUGUGCGCGUGAUCGUCUCCACAAACAUAGCAGAGACGAGUCUGACAAUAGAAGACGUCAAGUGGGUCGUGGAUUCGGGCGUGCAAAAGAUAAAUGUCACACGAGACGGGAUUGAUGCACUGGGGAUCGUGAAAAUAUCGAAGUCAUCUGCACAGCAAAGAGCAGGCAGAGCGGGAAGAGUCUGCCCUGGGAUCUGCUACCGCCUUUACACGGAGUCUGCCUUCUCGAAGAUGCGGGCGUGCGAUAUUCCGGAGAUUCUGCGGGUGGAUAUUUCCGCAGUUUCUCUCUCCCUCCUGGGCAUGCGGAUAGACCCGGAGAAGUUCGAGUUCUUCGAGUCCCCGGGAAGAAAUGCUUUGGCUGCUUCCCUGUCGGAUCUGUACGUUCUCGGACUGAUAGACGAAGAGAAAAAAGUGACGGAUCUUGGCAGGAAAGUCAGCAGGCUCCCGCUCUCGCCCUCCUUGGGGAAGUUCCUGGUUCUGGGGAAGAGUCUUGGCGUGGGGUGCUCGGCAGCUGCUGUUUGCUCCCUCCUGGGCUCGGAGAAAGCCUCCGUCUUCUCCCGGGAAACAGACACGGGAAGCGUGGAGAGCGUGUACAAGGCCAAGGAAAAGGCCUCGGACCUGACGCUCUAUGCAAGCCUCUUCUUCACGUACCUGCAGUGCAAGAGCAGGCUAAGAAGUGACCUCUGCAAGAGCCUUGGAGUCUCCCACCAGGAGAUGAAGAGGGCAGAAAGCGCAUACGAGCAAUUGGUGAAGCUCAUGCGGGUGAAGGGAAAUUUGAGCGAAGAGACGGAAAGUCUCCAGGAGAUGGAUCGGGUGUACGUGCCACUGCGAGAAGUCACUGCAGACCGCCUUCAUGCGGCAGCUACAGGCGGAUUUCUGACGAGAGUUGCAGCUUUGAAGGGGAAGGGCGCGUAUACGCACUUGUACUCUGGGAAAACUGUUUACGUGCAUCCAAGCUCGUGCAUGUUUAGGCGCGUGCAGGAAAAUAUUGCAUUUAUAUUAACAGCAGAAACUACAAAAACAUACGUCAUGCAUGCAUUCCCGUAUACUUCAGAGAUGCAGAUAUAA